UUAGUGACGUAGUGAUACUGAACCCAUGGAUGAGGAGAACCCAUCGCACCAGGAUGUAAUGAGCGGCUGAGCGCCUUGGAAGCAGAACGCUGACAUCGGCUUUGCCCCCUCCAUCACCAAGUCAUAUAGAGUUUCUUAAAUCAUGGAAGAUUCUUUUCACAGUCCUUCAGGUCUUUGAGAGGGAUCAGGAGUGCUGUGGAAGGGGGCCAGCAUGGUGGAGUUAUGGUUGAUUGCGGCCCCCCUGGACCAGGCCAGCCUGCAGGCCAUGAAGAAGCUGAGCAGCCCGAUAUCCAAAGCCGGCCUGACCCACAGCUUCAAGUUCUCAGUUCCAGAGCUGAAGGUGGGCAAUCUGGAUCUUCUUUUAACGGUGUCUGAAGAGCUCGCUCAGCUGGACAGCUUAGCAGCGAGGUUGAUCCACAACAUGUCUCUGUGGAUACUGGAACUGAUGGAUCCUGACAGGGACAAAAAUGCCACAGCCAAUGGAGAAUUGAAGACGCACAAAAAAAACGCCCAGUCCCUUGGGAAGGAGUACUUAAAGGCCUUGUUGGCGGACUUUGUUGGCUAUGCGACUUGCUUCCAGUGGGACAGAGCCAAGUACCCCAAUAUGCUUCCCCUGAGCAGCCUUACAGAAAUCUUCACCAAGCAAUUGCUCCAGACGGAGGCCGAUUUCAAGUCUCGCAACACGGCGUACAACAACCUGCAGGACAGCUUGGAGGUUCUGGCAGGCAAGAAGGACGCAAGCCUGGUGACACGUGCACUCUUUGACGUCGUGAAGGAGGAAGACUUUGUGCUGGACUCGGAGUAUCUCACCACGCUGCUGGUAGUGGUGCUCAAGAGAGACUAUGCGCAAUGGGAGAAGACCUAUGAAUCCCUAUCGGAGUUUGUGGUGCCUCGGACGAGUAGGAGGGUGCUGGAUGAACCAGAAGGAGGGAUCUUCACUGUCACCUUGUUCAAAAGGGCCGUGAGCGACUUCAAGGCCCGAGCUGCAAAGAACAGGUUCACGGUGCGAAACUUCUCCUUCGAGGAAUCGCGGAAACAACGGAAGGAGAUGAUGAGCCUCAAAAUCCAGAAGAAGGAGAUUUCUGGAAUGUUUGUAGGCUGGCUGAAAGCACAAACCAGAGAGACCUUCAUGGUCUGGAUCCAUCUGAAGGCACUGAGGCUUUUCGUGGAAUCGGUGCUCAGGUUUGGUCUCCCCGUGAACUUCAAGGCCCUCCUACUGCAGCCCGAAAAGAAGAACAGCAAGAAGCUGAGGGAACUUCUCAGCACCUUGUUCAGCCACCUGGAUACAGCUCCAGCAGCAGGAGACCCCAGUGAGGGCAUGGACAUCCCCAGCAUGAGCUCACAGGAGUACUACCCCUAUAUCUGCUUCAAAGUGGACAUCAACCUGAUGGAGAGCUAGGGGGAGCUGGAGGGUCACCCCAUCUCCACGAGACUCAACCGGCUCAACUCGACCUACGAGUCAGAACAAGGCGUGAGGAGCUCUGAGCCCCAGAGGAGGAUCGGGGAUAUAAAACCACACGUGUCUCACAAUCCCCAACUCUCAUAACGGCCAGGCUAGAUGUUACUAAAAGACCAUUGGAGGUUCUGGAGAAGCAGGAGCUCUCGCAUUUCAGGAGGAUCCCUGAUACAGAGCCUGGAUGCUUAUCGAGAUUUUGGACACCUCACAAUCUAGGUCAGGAACUAAAAAAUGUUUUUAAAAAUCAAUAAAUGCUUUUAAUUACCUGCUUUAUUCUUCCUCUUGCUGAGGUUCUGCAGACCCACUUCUACCUCGUGGUGGCUUCUCCUCCACAGUUAUGCUGAGGCUAAAUG
Brienomyrus brachyistius is the source of this 1809-nucleotide messenger RNA. RefSeq names its product V-type proton ATPase subunit C 1-B-like. The record is from RefSeq and is a predicted model, not a curated record. Gene Ontology annotation, biological process: proton transmembrane transport. NCBI's taxonomy places the organism in Eukaryota, Metazoa, Chordata, Actinopteri, Osteoglossiformes, Mormyridae. Gene Ontology annotation, molecular function: proton-transporting ATPase activity, rotational mechanism. The coding region runs from base 212 to 1399 and encodes 395 amino acids. The transcript is spliced from 14 exons. Gene Ontology annotation, cellular component: lysosomal membrane; vacuolar proton-transporting V-type ATPase, V1 domain.